GCCGGCGGGAGGUUUCGCCGCAGCGGCGAGCGGAGAAGCGGCGGCGAGAGCGGCUGCGGCACCGAUGGCUCCUGCAGGCGGUAGCGGCGGCUCAGCGGCGGGGAAGAUGGCGCCGUCGCACGUCCUCAAGUGCUGCCAGAGGGUGCUGGCGUGGGUGCCCGUGGCCUUCAUCGCCCUGGUCGUGGCCUGGUCCUAUUACGCCUACGUGGUGGAGCUCUGCGCGUUUACAAUUACCUCAGCUGGAGAAAAAGUUGUCUACCUUGUGAUUUUUCAUCUGUCGUUUGUUAUGUUUGCGUGGUCCUAUUGGAAGACUAUUUUUACAUCUCCUGCCUCCCCUUCCAAUGAGUUUUGCUUAUCAAAAACUGAUAAGGAGCAAUAUGAAAAAGAAGAGAGGCCAGAAUCUCAACAGGAAAUUCUAAGAAGAGCUGCUAAAGAUCUGCCCAUCUAUACUACAACAGCAUCAAGAGCUAUUAGAUACUGCGAUAGAUGCCAGCUAAUCAAACCUGAUCGAUGUCAUCACUGUUCUGCCUGUGACCUAUGUGUACUGAAAAUGGAUCAUCAUUGUCCUUGGGUGAAUAACUGUGUGGGAUUUUCCAACUACAAGUUUUUUCUCCUCUUUUUAUUUUAUUCCCUCCUGUAUUGUCUAUUUGUUGCUGCUACAGUCCUGCAAUAUUUCAUAAAGUUUUGGACAAACGAACUACCAGACACCCGUGCAAAAUUCCAUGUUCUUUUCCUUUUCUUUGUGGCUGCCAUGUUCUUCAUCAGCAUACUAUCAUUGUUUAGUUACCACUGCUGGCUAGUUGGUAAAAACAGAUCAACAAUAGAAGCUUUCCGGGCACCGAUGUUUCGAAAUGGGCCUGACAAAAAUGGCUUCUCUCUUGGAUGUCAAAAAAACUUAAGAGAGGUUUUUGGAGAUGAAAAAAAAUACUGGUUGCUCCCCAUUUUUACAAGCUUAGGAGAUGGUUGCAACUUUCCAACCCGUCUGGUGAUGAUGGAUCCUGAGCAGCUCACUGUCUCAAGCCAGAAUGAAACCACUAAAAGCUCUUCUACUAGUCAGCCAUUUCCUACUAGGCCACUCAGUGAAUCUCAGAAUCGAUUGCUUGCCGGUGAAAAUCAGUGGGUGGAGGUCAGUUCAGAAGAUGAAAUUGUUAAAUCAGGUGUAAAAAAACAUAUUAUAGUUUCAUUGGAGAGCUGAUCUUAUUUCAGUGUCCAUUCCUUUCAGAGAAGGGGAAAUGAUAGAUUCCUACAAUACAUUUGUGCUUGGAUAUUAAUUUUUUAAGGAAGACACCGAUAAAUCAAUGGAACGGUUCCAGCAUGUUAACAAGAUAUGGAAAAUGAGAUCCUUGAUGGUAUCCAGUGGAUGCUUAUAGGCACUUUCAGUGCAGAAAGUCUGAUGCCUUAAGAUUCUUGAUGUGCAUUUUUGCAACACGGACAUAAGCUGUUACAAGGGCCAAAUUCUAAAAUGCCCUGCAAGGGUCCACAAGACUCAGAAGUGCAGAAACUAUGCAUUCCAGCUGCACUGUGGUAGAAGGGACUGAUUCUGCAAACUUCAUGUGUGAGGCAAUGCCAUGCUGAUGUCAUGUAGAAAUUACUUCCAUAACAAUCCUAUAGGAGAAAAGUGGGAUGGGAAAGAGUAGUAAAUAUACUUUACCGUAGCAUUUCACCAUUAACACUCCACAGUACAAUUAAAUGUGGCUCAAACAUCAUCCGGUGGACUACUGGCAUUAUGGGGUUUUUUUUGUUUUCUCCAUUACCAUUGAGAUAAUCGGUAGUAGCGGUAGGUGUUGUGAAGCAGCCAACCCAAAACUAUGACUUUUUAACUUUCUCUAAUUACUGGAGUUCUUUUCUCUCAAUAUUGCAAUACAGUAUUGGAGAGGCAAGGUUUCUUCUUAGCCCACUAGCAAUUUGAUACACUAGUCCAGAGAAUUGGUUUCCUGAGCUAUUUUGGCAUUCUUUUUAAGAGAUCCAGUAUUUUAAUUCCUUGGAAAUGUGGCUAGUUAAGGCCACAUCAGGAAUGUAAUUCAAUAAAGUGAUGUUCUCCCCUCCCUCUUAGAAUAUUUAGUAAUAGUGAAUAUUAUUUCUAAGCAUUUCUGGUUGGUAACCCCAAUACAGUAUACAUAUCCUUUGUGAAGUCUGCUGGUUACUCAGACCAUGAACAGAAAUCAUUCCUUCCUUUUUUCCUUGCUUCCUUUAGUAGAAAAGAAGCAGGUAUGAAAGCAUUGUUGUGCGAUUGGAUUUCACAACUAUCCGUACUAGGAACAUUUACUGAAUGAAGUAGGGAAGGAACUGGGGAAGGGGGACCUUGUUCACAGCCACCUGCUUCCAUCAUUCAGAAUCCCCCUCCUUUUCUAACCAUCUCUCUGAUCCAAUCCUGUCCUUUAACAAUAAAUAGUGAUGUAUAAUUUCUGUACAGCAGUAAAUGCUUACCUUGAUCUGUUUAUUAAGGGAGGGUAGCAAGACACUGGAUGCUCGACUCUGACAAGAAUUGUAUGCAUGCGCUUCCUUUCCCACAAAUCAUCAGCCCUCCAGGCAAUGGUCUGAUUAUCACUAUCCUUAACAGUGUUUCUCAACCUUGGCAGAUUUAAGAUAUGUGGAGUUCAACUCUCACAAUUCUGGGAGUUGAAGUCCACAUAUUAAAGUUACUAAGGUUAAGAAAUAUUGCCUUCGAAGAUUCUGAAGAGGUUAUAAUAUCUCUCUGUAGUUGUAUAGGGUUUCCUGUCCUGAUACAUACUUUUAAAUCUCUUAUCUUCAGUUGUAUCUCAACUGCUCUACAUUUCUUAUUUCAACCCAUAAAACAAAAUUUGUAUUUUGUUGUGAGUGAUGUAUUUAAAAAAGCUGAUUUUGAGUAUCUUAAACAACAGGAGAUAGAAUAAAAUUCAAAACAUGUAUUGAUUUGGCUCUUCCAGAUUAAUUUCUAAUUUCCAGAUCUAAUUCUAAAUGAAAAUAAAUAAAAUACACUGUGGAGUCCUUGUGACUCAAUGCUGAAUCCUAUCUUUACAUUGCCAGUUCGGUGGUUAGGCUCAAGGCUCCCACUGCUAACAGAUUGUCCUCUUGGUCAGGUAAUGUGGUUCAGUGCUAUGAACUGAAGGGAAAAAUUUUAUGUAAUAUGAGAACAGUUUACAGGUAGUUUGUCUAGAUAUGGGGGGAUGAAAUAAAAGGGAGUCAGACUGUUAGAGCACAGUACAAAUUCCACAAGUCCAGCUAAAAGCUACAGCAAAUAAAUUAUCCCUUAAAUUAUGUGGUACAUAGGAAAGAUUAACUAUUGCAAGCCAAUUGUAAUGGUAUGUGGGAAUGACUUUGGGAGACAUGGGGAAGAGUCACAGCUAGGGGAAUGGUCAGACAAGAGGCAGCUUAGCUCGCAGAAGUAAUGUGGGCAUGGGAAACAGAAGGGGUCCUCCCUAGUUUCUUGAACCUUAAAGGUGACGGGGGAGAAAUAUACUUUCAGACUUGCAAGACUGAUGUCAGCCUUGUGAGGUUUCAUGCUUCCUGUCUGGACCACCUGCACAGUUGACAUCAAUCUUGCAAGUCUGAAAGUAUAUUUCUCCCCCAUCACCUUUACGGUCCAAGAAACUAGGGAGGGUCCCUUCUGAGACUUUGCCAUGCCCGCAUUGCUUCUCCUGGGUAAGCUACCUGUCAUGAGCACUGAUGGUGAGCAGGAGGGGGCCCCUAUCCAGGGGGGAAAAUGCAUGUGUAGUACUGAGGAGUUAAGCAGCCAUUCAGAGAGACACAGAUCAGACCUGCCUUGACUUUUGGGGAUUAUCUGUCUGGUUUUUCCCACGCUUCUUCAGUUUGUUAGGAUUUUCUGUCUAAUGUAGCAGUAAUAAAACACUAGAGACCUAUUCCUUGUCUCAGCGUGGUUUCCUGACUGUUAGGACAUUACCUCUUGUACUGUUCUCCUGGCUGUGGCUCUUCCCUCUGUCUCCCAAGGUCAUUCCCACAUACUGUUACACCAAUAGACUUGUCACUAAAUCGACUACAGCAAAUUUUUUCUUAAAAGAUCAAUAAAAAUCCAGAGCGUAUCUGUAAAAAUGAAUGGAUAACAGGGUUCUUUUUAUAAAGUAUACAUAGAAAUAAAGGCCCUUUUGCACUUACUUCACUGUUUGGUAUCUAUAGAUUUCUAGUAAUAAUGGAGGUAAAUUUAAAAUUAAAUUGGCAAUAUUUAGUAUUUUAGAUUAUUUUGCAAUCAUUAAGCCACUGAGAAAAUUCCAUCAAUAACUAGUAAAAGCAUCUAUAUGUUGGGUCAGAAAGGAAGGUGUUUAUAGUACUAAACCGUAAUUAAUAGGUAGGAUAUCUUAUUAAUUUCAAGAAAUUAUACCAAAGAGUAUAAUGUGUCAUGCUGAUUGUAUUGGAAAAUUUAUGUAUAGAUUUUAUUUCAGUGCUUUAUCAAAGCAUUUUGCUAAUGAACAUGUAAUGGUAUAAUUAGAAACAUUUUAUGUACAUUCAUAUCUGGGAAUUAUAGCUUGCAUAUUGUAAGCAUAGAUUCUUGGUUGCCUUAGGAAGUCCCUUCCCAGUUAUUGUUAAGUUUUUGUUCUAUAAACUUAUGACUUGAUCUACUGGCUGCUAUUAUAAAUUAGAUUUUAUGCUGCAGUUUUAAAUAAGACAAGUAUUUUCUAGUAAUUAUGAUUUCUUAUUCCAAGGAAUUGUAAUUAAUAGAAAAGGCUUAAAACAGCACUUGAUUAAACAGAUCUCUAGCAUCCUGUGUUGGAGAAAUGUCCUAGCAAUUGUUAUUUUUGUAAUUUUCUAUUAGUGAAUCAACAAGGUCCAAGCAAUGUAAAUGACAUUAUUUACAAUACAUAAUUUAGUUUAGAUCAUAGCUACCAAAAAUGCAUCUUACACAUCUGUGUUAUAAAAGCAAGUUUUCAGUUAGUCUUAAUAUCCAGUGUGUAUUUUCCAGAUUAUACUUGAAAAUUUUAAGUAACAGAAAGAACCUGUCCAUGUUUACAAAACAAAUUUCUGAAGAUGUCUUUUGGAAGAUUGUACAGUGAUGAAUGACUCAUAAUCUGAUCAUAUGUUAAAAUAGCAUCUUCUGUUUCUUGGUACCAAAGAACUAAUAAACUGUAUCAAACAACAUACAUUCUAUUGCAAUCCUGAUGACUCCCAGAACUCUGGAAUUACACCAGGAAAGCUGGAGGAAGUGGUUUAAGGAUUGUGGUCUUUUACCUCAAUCCUAAAUAUAUUUGCCUGGAAGUUCUACUUAUUUAGUGAACAUGACUUAACUAUAUGGCUUAGGACUGCACAUUAUAGGGUAUUACAGAACUGCUAUCCACUGUGUCUUGUUUUUCCCCAUUAUAAAUUAAUGGCCCUAAGAAUGGCAUUCAUAGUUUGGCUAAGGUUACCACAAUGUGUGUAUACGCCAGUGGGUACAUCAGAUAUAUUGCACUGUUUUUAUGACAAAGGCGUAUGCAAGUAUUUUACUUAAAUAUAGAUCUCUCUGUUGUAGUAGGCUUGCAAGUAUUCAAAGCUAAAAUGGUAUGAGGAUACUUAGAGGAUACAUAAUGUGACUGAUGCAUCUGUUCUUUAUGUUGCAGAUAGUAUUCCUAUGCACAGAAAAAGCAUAUUGCCACUAAUAAUUUAGUAAGAUGACUUUUUAAAUGGGCUUUUAUAAAUAAACUAUACAAGACAGAUCACUUUGCCUGAAAUUUUCCUAUUUUUAACUGCACCUUGUAAUAUCUUCAUGUAUAUUUUCCACCAGUGUAAUAAUUUUCAAUCAUGUUUGACUAUUUUGUAUAUCGAAGUACAGAUUAUGUCUUAAUUAUAACUGUUUUAAAAAAAAGCAUAAUCUUUAAGCCCUUGCCAAACUGGUGAUACAUUAAUGUAUUAUGACAUAAUGAAUGCAUAAGAAAAUAAAUACCUUGGAAACAG
This is a messenger RNA of Candoia aspera, 5862 nucleotides long. It is a transcript of the gene ZDHHC20, whose product is annotated as zinc finger DHHC-type palmitoyltransferase 20. The transcript is spliced from 13 exons. NCBI's taxonomy places the organism in Eukaryota, Metazoa, Chordata, Lepidosauria, Squamata, Candoiidae. The record is from RefSeq and is a predicted model, not a curated record. The coding region runs from base 65 to 1195 and encodes 376 amino acids. Gene Ontology annotation, molecular function: palmitoyltransferase activity.